AUGAAAGUUGGAGUAGGUAAUCUCACUCUGUCAACUUUUUGCCCUUCAAUGAACUCGACUACUGGUCCAACUAAGAAUUCUCAAGCAAAGAGUGAUGCAAGUUCGAAGUUGAAGAAAUCAUCUGCUUGUGGAAAGCUUGGGAAAGUCUGCUCCACUUACGUGAGGAAUAUCCGAAAAUUUAUUAGGGAAACAACUCGUCCUAAGAUGUCCGAAUUUAAGCCGAUUCUUAGAAUCCAUGUGGCGGGGGUACACGUGUUGACGGAUCACACCGGUUCACGGCAUACAGUUUGGAUGCCUCAGCUAUUUCAACUGCGAGAGAGGUUCGACGAGUACGAAUCUUAUAUAUAA
This is a messenger RNA of Medioppia subpectinata, 348 nucleotides long. Lineage: Eukaryota; Metazoa; Arthropoda; Arachnida; Sarcoptiformes; Oppiidae. The record is from the annotation of a GenBank genome assembly.